Messenger RNA from Mugil cephalus (flathead mullet), 2354 nucleotides. It is a transcript of the gene abcd4, whose product is annotated as ATP-binding cassette, sub-family D (ALD), member 4. Gene Ontology annotation, cellular component: peroxisomal membrane. The record is from RefSeq and is a predicted model, not a curated record. Gene Ontology annotation, biological process: very long-chain fatty acid catabolic process; fatty acid beta-oxidation; long-chain fatty acid import into peroxisome. NCBI's taxonomy places the organism in Eukaryota, Metazoa, Chordata, Actinopteri, Mugiliformes, Mugilidae. Bases 163 to 2016 code for a protein of 617 amino acids. The transcript has 19 exons. Gene Ontology annotation, molecular function: long-chain fatty acid transmembrane transporter activity; ATP binding; ATP hydrolysis activity.
UUUGACACAAUUCACCGAUGAAAACAUUUGACUCCUCGGCUACGGUGGUCGGUCAGACAAGAGUUAAACGGACCUGCUGGAAGACGGUAACUUCAAUGACACAAGAACAGCUUAGGUGAAGUUUUAUCCGGGGGGGAUAUUAAUUCCCUGCCUCCAGUGCAGAUGCCUCGCUUGGAAAACUCAAAUGUCAGAGGGACAAAAAGGCUGCAAGUAGACUGGAAGUUUGUUCAGAGGCUCUGCAGCAUCCAGAGGGUCCUGUUCCCAUCAUGGACCAGUCAAAGUGUCCUGAUGUUUGGGACGCUGCUCGGUGUUACUCUGACAGAACAGCUGAUCAUUUACCAAGUGGGAGUCAUCCCCAGUCACUUCUACAAUGUGCUGGCGGACAAAGACUACUCAGGCUUCAGCAGCCUGGUGGGCACAGCCAUGGUCCUCAUUAUGCUCAACUCCACGCUGAAAAGCCUUGACCAGUACAUUUGCAACCAGCUGUAUCUCAGCUGGAGGACGACUCUAACCGAGAGCCUCCACUCGUCCUACUUCCAGGGUCGAGUCUACUACACACUCAAUGUCCUCAGGGAGGACAUCGAUAACCCCGACCAGCGGAUCAGCCAGGAUGCGGAGAGGUUGUGUAAGCAGAUGAGCACCAUGGCUAGCCGCUUGAUUGUCUCACCGUUCACUCUGGCAUACUACACCUACCACUGCUUUCAAAGCACCGGUUGGAUCGGUCCUGUGAGUAUCUUUGGAUAUUUUGUCAUCGGCACCAUUGCCAACAAAAUCCUCAUGGGGCCGAUUGUGGCAACUCUGUUUGAGCAAGAAAAACUAGAGGGUGAUUUCAGAUUUAAACACAUGCAAAUCCGUGUCAAUGCAGAGUCUGCAGCUUUUUACAGAGCCGGCAAAGUGGAGCACAUGAGGACGAACCGAAGGCUGCAGGCUCUGCUGCAGACUCAGAAGAGACUCAUCAACAAAGAGCUCUGGCUUUAUAUCGGGGUCAACACCUUUGACUAUCUCGGAGGUUUCCUCAGCUACAUUAUCAUCGCCAUUCCAAUCUUUACUGGUGUUUAUGAUGGCCUUACUCCCGGUGAACUCAGUGCACUCAUCAGUAAGAAUGCCUUUGUGUGCAUCUACUUGAUAAAUGGCUUCACGCAGCUAAUAGACCUGUCAACUACUCUGUCAGACGUUGCUGGAUACACCCACAGGAUUGGAGAGCUGAGGGAGGUGAUGGAUGACAUCCUACGCAAGCAGUGCGACUACGACCCUGCGUCAGGGGAAAGCUACGACUUCGACAGCGACUUCAACGUCCACGCGGGCCCCGUGGACACCGCCUUCAUCAUGGACAAUCUGUCGUACAAAUCUCCGUUCUCAGAUGAGCUGCUGGUGGAGGACCUGAGUCUGAAAAUCAGCCAGGGGACUCAUCUGCUGGUGGUGGGGAACACGGGAACCGGCAAGACGUCGUUGCUGCGGGUCCUCAACCGCCUUUGGGAAGCACACAGUGGUUUUGUCCAGAUGACCACAUGUUUCGGGCCCAGAGGAACCCUCUUCCUGCCACAGAAACCCUACCUCACCGAUGGCACACUGCGUGAACAGGUUAUCUAUCCACUGAAGGAUAUCUACCCUGACUCAGGGUCAGUGGACGAUGACAGAAUUAUAAAAUUCUUGGAGCUAGCUGGAGUGUCAAGUCUCCUGAAACGGACCGGAGGGCUGGAUGAAAAAGUGGACUGGAACUGGUAUGACGUUCUGUCCCCAGGUGAAAUGCAGCGUCUCUGCUUUGCUCGACUCUUCUACCUGCAGCCCAAAUAUGCAAUUUUAGAUGAGGCUACCAGUGCUUUGACCGAAGAGGCAGAAGCACAACUGUACCGAACCUGUAAACAGCUGGGCAUGACGCUGGUCAGUCUGGGACACAGGAGCAGCCUGGAGAAGUAUCACGAUGUCCAGUUGAAGCUGUGUGGAGGAGGCAGAUGGGAGUUAACAAAGUUAAAAGGAACCGGGGGGAGCCUCAUUCUCAGGGAAGAAUCCAUGUGAACGGAGGCAUCUUUAAAAUCCUGACAUAUCAGUGUUGGCAAUGCACCAUUCAGAACAAAAAAAAAACAGGAAAGAAGAACACAUUUUUGUAAAUCUUGUAUACAUUUAUGUAAGAUUACAAAUGUUUGUAUUAUGUUUACAGUCAUGUUUGGGGAUUAUUACAACUGUGUAGCCCAAUUUUGUUAUUAAAAACAAACAAUGUUCGUUGCUUUUAAUAAUACUAAAAGCGGAUUACGUCUGUGGAUUAUACAUACAGAGAGUUUUCUACGUGAUUUCAUAAAAAUGUUCAUGUCUACAAUAAAAACACAGUGUUUGGUCAUUAAAAUCGUUUUUUCAUA